AUGUCUAGUGAAGUUUCUAUAUGGUUGCGGGUGGAUAUUAAGAAAUUCAGGAUUACACAUGAAUAAAAGAUUAAGAGACCACACGUAGUACUCAAUGCAUGCUGUCUGAAACCUCCAAGGCAAAGUGCAGGGUGUGAUUGCCGCGUUUCAGACGGUUGGUAGCAUCCAGCUAACGAAGUAGCUGUCAAGUAACUCCGUAGCCAACCUCAGUCAUAUUUCAGUGGUGUAGAAAUAACUUUAACUCUGCAGCGAAGAUGGUGACCGCCGGAGGCAGUGUGCUCCUCAGGGCUGCUGGCACACUACUGCCACGAGCAAGCUGGAGUCGAGGAUUUAUAGGGUGUCCAUGCAGGAACAUUUCUGUGAAACCAGGAGGCCUGAAACCAAAGACUGUUCCUCCUCGAUACCUUGGCCAGCCAAGCCCUUUCACUCAUCCGCACCUCAUCAAACAUGGUGAGGUGACACCUGGCCUGAGCCAAACCGAAUAUGAACUCCGCCGCCAGAGACUGGCCUCACUCAUCGAGGCUCAGUCGGACAAGCUUGGACCGUCUGGCUCCUCUAGCACUCACGUGCUUAUCAUUUUGUCCCACCCGACCCGCUACAUGACUAACGACAUACCUUAUCCUUUCCAUCAGAACCAGGACUUCCUGUACCUCUCUGGCAUCUUGGAGCCCGACAGUGCUUUGGUUCUGUAUGGGAAAGGGCGACCAGACCAGGCCAUCUUGUUUGUUCCCCGCAGAGACCCAGGCAGGGAGCUUUGGGAUGGACCGCGAUCAGGGAAGGAUGGUGCUGCUGCUUUGACGGGCAUUGAGAGGGUUCAUAGCACGGAAGAACUUGGAGUGGUGCUCAAAAGCCUUAAAGGUUCUAUGCUGUGGUAUGAUAGUUUUCAUCCGUCUCACCCUCGACUCCACCAAGCGCAUGUCAUUCCCGUCCUGGAGGCGGGGCCAAUGGCACGCCCCGUAAGUCCCCUCAUUCAUUCACUCAGGGUUCUGAAGAGUUCAUCGGAGGUGGCCCUCAUGCAGGAAGCAGGUCGCAUCACAGCGCAGGCUUUUCGGCGGACAAUGGCUCUAUCUCAUGGAGACAUGGAUGAAUCUGUGCUCUUUGCUAAGUUUGAUUUUGAGAACCGAAUCCAUGGCGCUAAUUUCCUGGCCUAUCCUCCUGUGGUUGCUGGAGGGAAUCGUGCAAAUACUCUCCACUACAUCAACAACAACCAAAUUGUCAAGGAUGGCGAAAUGGUGCUUCUUGAUGGCGGCUGUGAAUAUUUUGGUUAUGUCAGUGAUGUGACCCGAACAUGGCCAGUAAAUGGGAAAUUUAGCGUUCCCCAGGCGGAACUUUAUGAAGCCGUACUGGAGGUCCAGCUUGGUUGUUUAUCUCUUUGCUCCCCGGGUGUCAGUCUUGAUCACAUUUACAGUACCAUGCUAGGACUGUUAGCAAGACAGCUCAAACGUCUCGGCAUCGUCAAGGCCGAGACCAGCGACGCUGAUGUACUAAAGGCUGCUAGGCGGUACUGCCCCCAUCAUGUUGGACAUUAUAUAGGCAUGGAUGUCCAUGACACUCCAGAACUGUCACGCUCACAACCUCUACAGUCUGGAAUGACCAUCACCAUAGAGCCAGGGUUGUAUAUUGGUGAGGAAAAUGAGGAGGCCCCAGAAUGUUUCCGCGGCUUGGGUCUCAGGAUCGAGGAUGAUGUGCUGAUUCGGGACAAGGGGGGGCCCUUGAUUCUAUCCUCUGAUGCGCCAAAGACCAUUGCUGAUGUAGAGUUUGCCUGUGCCCAAAGACAAGAAGAUUCUCGUCGGGGAGAGGCUCCCAUUUCAAGGUUCCGUCGAUUGCCACUUGUCGAAAACUUCCAAGUGACGUUUCCGGAGAAUCCCGACCAAAUCCGAAGGCUUCCUCCCACCAUCCUCCCCUUCACGCCUAAUGUUGCCGUACCUCCAUCCCUCCCCCCCGCAUCAGAGGAGUAGAAACAA
This is a messenger RNA of Syngnathoides biaculeatus (alligator pipefish), 1964 nucleotides long. It is a transcript of the gene xpnpep3, whose product is annotated as X-prolyl aminopeptidase 3, mitochondrial. The transcript is spliced from 13 exons. Gene Ontology annotation, molecular function: metalloaminopeptidase activity; manganese ion binding. Gene Ontology annotation, cellular component: mitochondrion. The record is from RefSeq and is a predicted model, not a curated record. Lineage: Eukaryota; Metazoa; Chordata; Actinopteri; Syngnathiformes; Syngnathidae. The coding region runs from base 255 to 1958 and encodes 567 amino acids.